UGAAAUUUGAAAGGUUAAAUUUUUGACAGGUCUGUGUCCUGUGUUUUUGACGUUAUGAUGACAGUGACAUUUUAAUUUUUGAUUCCAUUUUCCAUUCUAAAAUUUUAUGUAAAUAUGUGAAUUAUGGAGUCAGAUAUUUCUUACCUUGCAAAUAUUUUGAGACCUUCCAGUCGUGAUAUAUUUAAUGGUAAAGGUAAACUAUGUUUAUCUGCAAAUUAUUUGAACAAGUUAAAUACUGCCAUAGAUGCAAACUUAGAUGAGGGUGUUAGUUCUUUCCAAAUUGUUCAAACAAGCAAUACAAAGGCAAAUUUUAUUAAAGAUAUCCAAUUUUUAUUGGAUUUAAUACAGAAAACUGUAAGUUUAAAAAUUAUUCCUGAUGAAACUGUUGAAUAUAAUACAGUAGAUAUUACGAAAUUUAAGAAUAUAAAAAUAUUAGAAAUAAUAAAAUUGGAUAUUCAAGUUGUUGUUGGUCUUCAGAAGCUCAGAUCUCAAAUUCAAGAACUAAUAUGUUGCAGAAAUUUAAAGACUACAAGUGAUGUUUUGGAGAAGUGUGGUGGAGAUAAAAGCCAACCAUACAGUUGGAAUGAACUAAGGACUGCUAAUAUGGCUUACAAUGAAAUUAUAGAAAUAGAUAAUAGUUUUGAAUGUACUCUUUCUUUACAUACUUUAGAUUUAAGUCAUAAUAAUCUUAAUAAGGCAAAUUUUAUUAAUCUCUUGCCUAAUUUAAAACACUUGAAUCUUUCCUAUAAUAAAUUAGAUGCUGCACCAUAUUUUAAAGGUCAAAUUAGAAAUAGGUUACAAGUUUUGGUGUUAAAUAAUAAUUUUAUUGAAGAUCUUAAUGGCUUAACAUCUUUGUCUAAUUUACUACAGCUGGAUUUAGGGCACAAUUGCUUGUUGGAUCACAAAUUAUUGCUAUCAAUAUCUCAUUUAGUUUCACUUCAGUGGUUAAACUUGCAGGGUAAUCCACUGAGUUUUCAUCCUCAACAUCGUCAAGUAACUUGUAAUUACUUGAACAAAAAUGCUAAAACAGUCAAAUUUUUGAUGGAUGGUAUAAUUUUAAAUAAAAAUGAAAAAAGUCUGACUGGAUCUCUAUAUCCCAUAUCACAAACAGUUCAAACGUCUUCUUCUUCAACCAAUUCACUGGAGUCAGUGAAUUGUGCUCAAGAAAAGCCCAAAAAAAUCCGCUAUGUUACCAUAGAAGAUGUCAAUACAGUUAAAGAAGUACAACCUAUUUCAACACCGCCUACACCUUCUCAACAUUUAGAGAUCAAAAGGCAAGUGGAACAACUUAGAAGAGAAUAUGGAGAAUCGUGGCUGUAUAAAGAUUCUGGACUUAUGGUGCAAGAUGUCUUAGGCUUUGAUAAAAGUUUAAUAUUGUCUUCUACUCCACUUGAGUCGGGAAUUGUCGGCAUGUGCAUUUCUGAUCCUGGUAUUUUAGAAAUCACCCAAAACAGUGAGUUCAAAACUGCUGAUAAUAUUUCCAGAACUAGUGAAGCAUCUCCUAAGACUGAAGCGUUUUGCACAGCAGAAGAUGAAGGGAUUGUUUUUAGUACCAAUGGCCAACCUGACCUUGAUGUAUCAGAUGCCUCAGAUGGUGAAGAUGUAUUUUCAGGAGGCGAAGACUGUAUGUUUCUUGCAAAUAAUUGUGGAGAUGGGAGCCAGGUAUUUGUUGUAAUUACAGACAGUCACAUAUCUGAAAGAGAUGUUUCUACUAGUAAAGAAAGAGCAAGGUGGCAUAUAAACACUGUAGUCUCUUGUGAAAAAAAGGAAGAGGAUGAGAAUGUAAUCAAACUUGAGUUUGAUACAUUGAGAAGAGACAGGAAACAAAGAAUUUAUGAAUUGAGCCCAGGAGAAAUAGAUACUUUCUAUGAAUCAAUUAAGAAUAAAAUAGGUAGUGUGUCAAAGACUGAGGAAAAAAAUUUAACUUAUCAAUGUAUGAAAUGCUCUGAAGUAUUUCAAAGAAGCAAGAAUGCACUUUUGGAUCAACCUACAGUAAAUUGUCCAAAAUGUUCCAGCAAUAUGGUGGUAGAAAGUGCAUAAAAAAAUAUUCAAUACAAAAAUGUUUUUUUUUUUUCGAUUCUAGUCUUAAGAACUACCAUAUAGUGUUCAAAAAGCUGUGGUAACUUUAUAUUUUUACAUUGAUGACAAUGAAAAUGUAUGCCAAUUAGAAUUAUAUUUUAUACAAUUUAUAUUUUGUACAUGUCUUAAUAUUUUUAAACAAACUAUUAGUGGCCUUUAUGAGAUUUUUUUUUAUAUCAAGUGAGUUGUGUUGCUAAAAAGUCAAUAUACAUAUUGUAUUUAUUAUUGUUGAAAGAUGAAAAGUUAAUAUUUAUUGUAUUAUAAUAAACCUUAAUUAUAAAGUACUGAAAUUUAUAUUCACAGCUAUUUUUUUUGACAAAAGCAGAUUGCUUGUAUGUUAGUUUUAAAAUUAUUUUAUUUUUGUUAUAAAAAAAAAUGCUGUUAAUAGUUGGGGUGGUACCCAUUUUAUGUGCAAAAUAAAUGUAAUAAGGACAAAAUAUAGUACUUCUAGAACUGUCCCUAGUUGAACAUUAUGUAACAAAUAAAAUUAUUUUAUUUA
Messenger RNA from Psylliodes chrysocephalus, 2578 nucleotides. The record is from the annotation of a GenBank genome assembly. Lineage: Eukaryota; Metazoa; Arthropoda; Insecta; Coleoptera; Chrysomelidae.